Molecule: messenger RNA, 1757 nt
Organism: Gadus macrocephalus (Pacific cod)
Lineage: Eukaryota; Metazoa; Chordata; Actinopteri; Gadiformes; Gadidae
Gene: pabpn1
Product: poly(A) binding protein, nuclear 1
Exons: 7
Coding region: 424-1275 (283 amino acids)
Molecular function (GO): RNA binding
Source: RefSeq, a predicted model, not a curated record
GGAACCCGCCCCUGGCCUCCAUUUCUAACGUGCGGCCGCUCUUCACGCGUUCAGUCCUCGCUUUUACGGUCCUUUUAUACUCGCUAAACUCAAUAAAACGGUGAACUAGGUAAGGCUGCGGACCCGCAGCGCUACGUACCGGUAAACACCGACACGACCGGUUUCAUCUACCGUGGAAUUCAGUUUGGACCGUGAAGCUGCCCUUUACUCCUCUUUUUAACUUUCCGAGCGGCGUUUUCCGCCAUUUGUCUCCGCGCUCCGCCUGCUCCUCUCGUGUGAGCCGGGGCCCGCGAGCCGCUCCUCUCUGAGCCGGGGCCCGAGAGCCGCUCAUCUCCUCUGAGCCGCUCCUCUCGGUGUGAGCCGCUCCUCUGAGCCGCUCUUCUCGGUGUGAGCCGGGGCCUGUGAGCACCGCGGCACAGCGCGAUGGCGGAGUUCGGCAACGGGUUGGCGGAGGAGUCCAUGCUGGACUCGGACCCCAGCCACCCGGAGCUCGAAGACCCGGGGGUCGGGGAUGAGGAGCCGGGGCUGGACGAGGGAGAGUCCGCCAUCGAGGACCCGGAGCUGGAGGCCAUCAAAGCCCGGGUGAGAGAGAUGGAGGAGGAAGCGGAGAAGCUGAAGGAGCUGCAGAACGAGGUGGAGAAACAGAUGAACCUCAGCCCCCCUCCCGCCGGUCCCGUCAUCAUGUCCAUCGAGGAGAAGAUGGAAGCGGACGGCAGGUCGAUCUACGUUGGAAAUGUGGACUACGGGGCCACGGCGGAGGAGCUCGAGGCCCACUUCCACGGGUGUGGGUCCGUCAACAGAGUCACCAUCCUGUGUGACAAGUUCACAGGACAUCCUAAAGGGUUCGCCUAUAUCGAGUUUGCAGACAAGGAGUCGGUGCGGACGGCCAUGGCCCUGGACGAGUCGCUGUUCAGAGGACGGCAGAUAAAAGUGGGCGCCAAGAGGACCAACAGACCAGGGAUCAGCACGACAGACCGCGGUUUCCCCCGCGCCCGCUUCCGCUCACGAGGAGGAAGCUUCUCGUCAUCACGGGCGCGCUACUACAGCGGCUACACACCCCCCCGGGGCCGGGGGCGGGCCUUCAGGUUUCAGGACCAGUGGCGGCUGUCUUCCCCUCCCCAGGUGGCGCAGCCCCCCCCCACUGUCUCCGCAGCGUCCCUCUCUCUCUCUGCUCCCGCUAUGCACACUCACCCCAUCCUGUCCGUGUGGGGGGGCGGGGGGCCGGGCGACCACAGGCCCAGCGCGGGGGGCAUUUACUACAACAGUAAACGCUGACGCGAGCGUCGAGUGUUGUUUUUUUUUACCCUGCACACACACUCACCCCGCGCGCACACAAGAGGCAAACGCACCACACAUAGGGCAGGCGUGCACCACACGAGACUCUACACACCUCACACCACGCCCUCACGGGGAGGGGGCCACGCCCAUCGGGGGGGGCGAGCGGGUGCGAGCAGGAGCGAGACCAGAGAUUGGGGCGUUUUUCUUAAUUUGGUUUGUUGGCGUGGAUGUAGGAUUUAGGGAGCCACCUUUCUCUGACAAUGCGCAGUGCAGCCACGGCCUGUCUGGGGAAGGCAGAGUGAGUUAAUUUAAUAAGGGGCGGAGCUUGUUUCGGCAGGGCGGGGCUAAAUGUGGAGCGGUUAUGGGAGCCGUUUUUGACAAAAGGAGUGGGUUUGAAAAAAGUUUUGCUUUUUUUUUUUUUUAACCCAUGAGACUGUAAUUAGAAAAAAAAAUAAAAUAAAGACAUUGUGUAAAAAUAA